Messenger RNA from Polistes canadensis, 1586 nucleotides. Its product is annotated as activating signal cointegrator 1 complex subunit 1-like. Lineage: Eukaryota; Metazoa; Arthropoda; Insecta; Hymenoptera; Vespidae. Gene Ontology annotation, cellular component: nucleus. The record is from RefSeq and is a predicted model, not a curated record. The transcript is spliced from 8 exons. Gene Ontology annotation, molecular function: RNA binding. Gene Ontology annotation, biological process: regulation of DNA-templated transcription; DNA alkylation repair. Bases 251 to 1441 code for a protein of 396 amino acids.
AAAAGUUUAUAGAAUCAUCUUACAACCAUCGGAUAUGCUAGAAUUAGUAUAAUAUUAAACAAAAAAUAGAAAACAAUGUAUUUAUAGCAACAGUUAAUUAAAAUUGGACAAGAAAUCUCCACUGACAAUGAUCGAUUAGAAAUGCACUAAUCAGGAAUGAUAUUCUCGAUGACGGCGCUACUGUUGUGACUUGCGCCUUACUAUAGUUUUAUGAUGAAAUCAUCAUUGUAUUACGUUUUAUCAAUCAGAGAUGGGUAACUUCUCCUCCAUCGCAGACCGCACGGUCGCCACUAUGAAUCCAUCUGUUCCCCCACUACUUAAACUUAAUCGUCAACACAUAUUUAACAACAAAAAACAUGCGUCAUACAAGGCUCUGCGAUAUCAAAUACUGGGAAUUGUUGCUUCCCAUCUCACUGGACUAUGCAGAUUUUAUAAAAGUAAAGUUUGGAUAAGUAAUAAUAUGGCUACAUACAUAGAGAAAGAUCAGGUAGAUCACAUGGAUGAAAAGUUUUCUAAUUCAGAUAUUAAAAUAGUACCUCAUGGAAAAGAAACAUUAAAGCAUUCAUUUUAUAUUCACAAACAAUUUUUUCCAUAUAUUGUUGGUUUCAAAAAUAAUGUACGUCAAAAAAUAGAAAUUGAAACUAAAACAAGAAUAGAAGUUCCCAAAAUAGGACAAAAUGGAAAUAUAGUUAUAAUAGGAUCAGAUCGUAAAGACAUAUUAUCAGCUCGAAAUCGAAUUGAUAUAAUUGUAGAAGCAUCUAGGAAAAAUAUAAGAUACACACAUUUCCUGUCUAUACCAUUAACUGUUGAGGGGAUUAUUGAAAAUUUCAAUUUGUUUAAAAGUAAUGUCAUUCAAAAAUAUGGGGGAAUUGCUACAGGCAUUGAAGAAAUUCUUUUUCAGAAACCAUAUAUAUUGCAUCUUACUUUAGGAAUGCUUACUUUACUAGAUGAAGGAGAAAUAAAGCAAGCAGUACAAACGUUAAUGGAUUGCAAACAACAUGUUAUUGAACCUUUCAUUGAAAAGCAUGGCUUAUUUACCAUAGAAAUAAAAGGUGUUGAUUGCAUGAAUGAUGAUCCAAGUGCUGUUAAAAUUCUUUACGGAAUAGUAUUUACAGAAAAUGAUGCAUUGCAAGAAUUAUCUAAUCGAAUUGUAGACUAUUUUGCAGAAAAGAAAUUAAUGCCAAAAAGAACCAAGGAUGUUAAAUUACAUGCUACAUUUAUGAAUAUAUCGUACAGAAGAAACAAUAAAAAUUUCACAAUAGUCAGAGAUAUGUACAAAUUAUUUGAUGGCACGCAAAUUAUAAAUGAAUACAAAGAUACAUUGUUUGGUAAAACAGUUUUAAAAGAAAUUCACUUAUCACGACUUAUUAGAUCUACUCCCAAUCAUAUGAAUUACUAUGAGGCAGAAGGUAAGAUUACAUUGAGUGAGGAACAACAAUAAUAAAAAAGUAAAUAAGAGAUUUAUUUCCUGUCACGUCAUUUUGCAAAAUGUACGUAAAUAUUUUAACUAUACGUAUCUCAAAGUUAUACAUAUCAAUAACGAAAUAAUAUUUUAAUAAACGUACAUAUACACGUACCUUUAAACG